CUCCCACUUUGAUGGUGGCCUGAACUGGUGAAACCUAUUUAUGGUUAUAACCAAGACAUGAUCUUAAACCUGAAUACUUGGUUUCCUCUGCCCAUUUGUUCCUUUCUUACCGAGCGCUUGCAUCCUAGUUAACACAUACUUGUUAAUAAAUCUGGGAGCUGGUGCAUUGAUCCGGGUUUCAUUAUGGCUAACAAUAGGCGCAUUAAUUUAUCUAUUCUAUGGACGAACACACAGCUCGCUCAUAAAUGCCAUAUAUGUGCCUGUGGCUUAUGCUGAUGAGAUACACCGAGCAUCAUCAAGUCAUCUGGUCUCAAGUUAAUCCAAGACACACUACAGGUUCUGAAGCAUAUAUCUCAGAAGGCAAUACCAGCUGCAUCCUAGACAUUAUUUAUCCUGUCCUGCAUCAUUGGAUCUAAAUUGAAUCGAUUUAUCAAAUCAAUCUUGUGUUUGCAUAGCAAUGUCCUUAUGGUAAUCUCAGUUUAUGGACCUUUUACGCUGAAAGUUGAAACAUUAGCCUCUUUGGCGAUGUACAAAAAAUGGUUGCUCCAUGGAAAGAUGGAAGAGAAGGAAACAAAAUACCACAACAGUCAAAGUGUGGACUGACAAUUGUAAUGAUUACUCCUUGUAUUGUGUAGCUGGUCCCUUCUACCUUAAUAUAUGAAAUUUAUGAAGCUUCUGUUUUGGCAAUUUUGAAAAUUUACAGUUCCAAUUACAGGCAUUUGCAUCUAAGAGAGCAAAAUAAAACACCAAAUUAUCU
Messenger RNA from Rubroshorea leprosula, 757 nucleotides. The record is from the annotation of a GenBank genome assembly. Lineage: Eukaryota; Viridiplantae; Streptophyta; Magnoliopsida; Malvales; Dipterocarpaceae.